Molecule: messenger RNA, 1338 nt
Organism: Mauremys mutica (yellowpond turtle)
Lineage: Eukaryota; Metazoa; Chordata; Testudines; Geoemydidae
Gene: DENR
Product: density regulated re-initiation and release factor
Exons: 11
Coding region: 492-1088 (198 amino acids)
Biological process (GO): formation of translation preinitiation complex; translation reinitiation
Molecular function (GO): mRNA binding; translation initiation factor activity
Source: RefSeq, a predicted model, not a curated record
GGGAAAGAAAUACAGUGGGAUCAGAAGAUAUACUGUAGCAAUUUCCAGAUCUUCCCCGUACUGAAUGGCAAAGUCUAUGUGCUGCAGCACAAUAUUUAUGCUUUCUUCAUCAGAGUGAUCAUAAGCAGUUCUGAGAGUACGGGAAAUUAAGAAAGCGUGAUCCUAAGCACAACUCACCGGCCAUCAGAGGAUAAUUGAAGUAUUCUGCUGCAGGGUCUAGGUUAACAACUUGCACAGAGCGGUUUAUGGCUGCACAAUGCUGGACCAUGUUGGAACAGAAACCAGGCUCCUCCCUUCCCUAACGUCACUCAGAGCGAAGCUUGGCUGCUCCUCCCCCUCGAGCUCUCGCGAUAAGGCGGCGGCGCUCUGGGACGUUCUCGCGGUGCUGGUCGGGAAGCUGCAUGUGCUGUUGGGGUCGGAGGCAGCAGCAGCAGGAGGAGCCGCCCCCUCCCCCCGAGACUGCGGCGUGAGGGGCCAGCCGGGCUUGUGAGAUGGCAACGGAUACAGCUGAGUCCACAGUCCCUGACUACAAAGGAGACCUAAGGAGCAACGCCAGGUCAGAUGCAGACUAUCCCCUCCGGGUCCUCUACUGUGGAGUCUGUUCAUUGCCAACAGAGUACUGUGAAUACAUGCCUGAUGUGACUAAAUGCAGACAAUGGUUAGAGAAGAAUUUUCCAAAUGAAUUUGCAAAACUUACUGUAGAAAAUUCACCAAAACAGGAAACUGGAUUUGGAGAAGGUCAAGGAACAGCAGGAGAAGAGGAGGAGAAGAAAAAGCAAAAGAGAGGUGGAAGGGGUCAGAUAAAACAGAAAAAGAAGACUGUACCACAGAAAGUUACAAUAGCUAAAAUUCCUAGAGCAAAGAAGAAAUAUGUCACAAGAGUGUGUGGCCUUGCAACUUUUGAAAUUGAUCUGAAGGAAGCACAAAGGUUUUUUGCUCAGAAAUUCUCUUGUGGUGCCUCGGUAACAGGAGAAGAUGAAAUCAUAAUUCAGGGGGACUUUACAGAUGACAUUAUUGAUGUAAUCCAGGAGAAGUGGCCUGAGGUGGAUGAUGACAGCAUUGAAGAUCUUGGAGAAGUGAAGAAGUGAUUUUGAAAGACUGCCUUUAUUUAAUUACAUGGUUAUAGUUGACAGAGCCAAAGCAAGGCUUCUAAAUGCAUUUACUCUGCAGUAAAACUGUAGGGUGUCCUUACCCAUGGCAUUUUCACCAUUCUAUAUAGGCUGCUUGGUUUGUUUUUUGUUGUGACUAUUUUGCCAAAGUUCAACUGGGGAUUCUAUCAUGCUCAUGCAUGAAGGUAGGGAUUUAAUUAAAUAAAGUUAUUGUUCCUCACUGACCGAG